AUGGCGACUCCUCGCUGCCUGCCGGAAGGAGACCGCGGGUUCCGCUUCCGGAGGAAGGGCCGCCGCUGCCCUCGCCGCUCCUCUCCGCCAGAGGGACCCUCGAGAGGCUCCGCGCUGACGCUCGUCGCUGCCCUCCUCGGCGGGAUCAUGCAGCGGCUCCCGUUCUGGGAAGAAGAGGAGGAGGAGGAGGAGGACGUGAAGGAAAGAAUCGCCGCCUAUGUCCGGCACUGGGAGCGGGAGCGGCGGGGCGAGCGGUGCCCCUAUUUGAAUCAAGAGCCCUGCUGGUAUUGUGUGAUUAACUCCGCCGGGUACGAGACCUGGGAAGACAGCAGUGAGGACGCAGAAGAGAGCAGUGACAAUGAUGACGUUCCACAUAAUCGUUACACCACGUUCUGUGGUUUUCGGAGGGCCUUUCUUUGCCCGCCUUCUGCCUCUCUCCCUCCCCGAAGCAGCAAUCUGGACGUUGCUGUUUUGGGCUUGGCUUUGCCCCAGAAACAGCAACUUACAGCUGAGGAGGCUGAGCGGAAUGCGGAAUUGCUAGUCGCUGAGGAGGAACGCCUCAAGAAGAAGGCGGAGAAGAGAAGGAUGAAGAAGAAGAGGCAGAAGGACCGGAAGAGGCAGGAGAGGCGGGGCCUGGAGCUGAAGGCAAAGAGUGAGGCAGUGAGUGAAUCGCCUGGCUCUGGACAAAAUGAGGGAACUUUGGCCUUGGAUGGCGGCCCCCCCGACUCACAGGAGAGUUUCAGUGAAGCCUCCCCAGGCAGGAGCCCCAGCAGGCAUUUGGUGGAGGAGGAGGAGGAGGAGGAGGAGGCAGAGGAGGAGCUGGAUUUCUCCAGCACUUUUGUCUCCAAAGCUCGCCGCAAGGUAGACGCCCAGUCCCUGCUCCCAAGGAAGGAGAGAGGAGGGAAAAAGCCCCCGGAGAGGAAGGCAGACACGAAGCAAAAGGCAGAGAAGCCCGAGCUCCAGUUGACCUCUGUGGAGCAGAGCAUGGUGCUGGCAGAUUGUGGAAAUGAAACCGCAAAGCAGGAGCGCUAUCACGAGGCCGUUCUCCUCUUUACCGAAGCUAUUAAGCUGAACCCCCAGGAGUACAGGUUCUUUGGGAACCGCUCCUUCUGCUACGAGAGGCUGCAGAGCCACACGGAGGCCCUGCGGGAUGCGCAGCACGCACUCAGCCUGCAGCCGGGCUGGCCCAGAGGCCUCUUUCGCCAGGGCAAGGCUCUCUUGGGCCUCAAGCGAUACCCGGAUGCAGCAAGGAUGUUCCAGCAACUCCUCCAGUUCGAUGGCUUCCGUGGCGAUGCAGCCAUCCAGCUUCAGAAGUGCCGGAUCCAGCAUUUACUGGAGAGCCGGCUAGGCUGCUCCCGCCACGACCGGGACGUCCUGCCUGCGGAAGCGCAGCUGCCUCUGUCUGGAAAGCAGCCAGCAAGGCAGUGGUGCCCAGACAGCAGUGCCCAGGCCAUUGCCACCACCCGGCUGGCACCUCCAGCUGCAAAGGCCCCAGUCAGGGAGUGGUUCGCUGUCUGGGUGGGAAACCUGGCACCCAGGAUCACCCAGCAAGUUCUGCUUCGCUAUUUUCAGCCGUUUGGACCCAUCGACUCCAUCCGGUGCCUCCCUCACAAGUCCUGUGCCUUCGUCAACUAUAGCCGUAAAGAGGCCGCCGAAGCCGCCUACGCGGCCCUGCAGGGGGCCGAAGUGGAAGGAUGCAAGCUCCUCCUGCAGCUGAAGCACCCGGCACACGCCACCGCGGCCCCCUCCAAGGCAGCCCCCCGCCACUGCCUCUCCUCCUGGGCGUGA
Messenger RNA from Protobothrops mucrosquamatus (brown spotted pit viper), 1788 nucleotides. RefSeq names its product tetratricopeptide repeat domain 31 (gene TTC31). Gene Ontology annotation, molecular function: RNA binding; protein binding. The transcript is spliced from 15 exons. Bases 1 to 1788 code for a protein of 595 amino acids. The record is from RefSeq and is a predicted model, not a curated record. NCBI's taxonomy places the organism in Eukaryota, Metazoa, Chordata, Lepidosauria, Squamata, Viperidae.